Funneliformis caledonium is the source of this 1773-nucleotide messenger RNA. NCBI's taxonomy places the organism in Eukaryota, Fungi, Glomeromycota, Glomeromycetes, Glomerales, Glomeraceae. The record is from the annotation of a GenBank genome assembly.
AUGGAACUUGAUACGCUUUAUUCUUGUGGUUCUAACGGUUAUAAUGAAGCCUUAUUUUCUGAUACUUUUAAUUUCUUUAAUGAGAACUUUGAUGAUAUUUCGCUAUAUCAUAAUUUUCUUACCAAUGAUGUGAACUUUUUACCAGACUUGAAUUUUUUACCAGACUCUGAGCCACUAUCUCUUAACAGUAAUAUACAAUAUCUUGAACCACUUAAUGAUAUUCCUGAUUCUGAUAUUCCCACUUUUGAAUUAUUCAAUGAUAUAUCGAAUCCUUUUAAUUAUCAAUAUAACCUCGCUGUUAGUGACAGUUUUAAUGAUUGGUUGUCGAUCGAUGCAUUUAUGCAUCAAUACUGCUUCGAACGAGGCUUCAGUUAUCAAAUUUUUCAUAGUGAUAAGGACCCGAAAGAUCCCACUAUCAAAGUUUACAUUCGACAUGCUGGUAAUGAGCACCAUUUAUCUGGUACUUUUUGGAUGUCUCCUUUUCAACAAGAACUAUAUCAACGAUUUUCGGAUGUAGUUUUAAAUGACAACACCUGUAAAACAAAUAAAUAUAACAUGUAUUUAAGUGUUUUUAUGGUUAAAGACAACUAUAGAAGGUUUCAGAAUAUCGCAAAUGCACUAGUGAAAGAUGAAAUGUCUUCAACGUAUACAUGGAUUCUUCAAUGUUUAUUAAAAGCAACAGGUAUUACCCCAAAAUCAUUUUGGACAGAUUCUGAGCCUGGUUUGAUUAAUGCCAUUUUGCAAGUCUUUCCUACCACAUCACAUUUUUACUGCUUAUUUCAUAUUUGGCAAAAUGUUAUAAAUCAUCUUAAAGCCAAGUUGGGUUCAAAUUUCAACCAUUUCGCCAAGGCUUUCUAUGCCUGCAGAAAUGCGUUAUGUGCUAAGGCUUAUUUACCAUUACAAUUUAAUGCCAGCAUACAAAGCACCCAAAGCGUAGAAUCAUUUAAUAAUAUUAUCAAAAAGUCUUUAAAUGGUGCCAGCACGCUUUGUGAUGUUGAAACAGCAAUUGAUAAGAGGCAAGAAGAAGAAAUACGAUAUUGUCAAUUAUCAAAUAUUAAGACGCAAUAUACAACGAUUGGCCUUCCGCAUUUUUCUUUCCAAUUUUUUUCAAGUAUUGAUAAGGACAAAGAUGCUGACACGAUAGAUAAUAAUUUUGUAAAAGAUGUAGAUGACGAACUCCAAAUAACAUUAAAAGCUAUGUUAGAUGAAACAAUCACUAAGGGGAUAAUUUGUCGCUAUUUUUGGCAUGUGAUGCUUUAUUCAAAUGCAGCGAAGUUUCAUAUUAGUAUUAUACCCGUUAGAUGGUAUAAAGACGAGAUUCUAAUGAAGUUUGAUAAUGUUCUUGAAAAUUUACCAGUCUUUAUAGCAAUAUCUAUUAAUAGUGCAACACCAUAUGAAGUGGAUUUUACUCUCAAAAGUUUAAAACAUAUACAAGGGUCUAACUAUAAAGAAAAUAUACAACAAGUUAUUCCUCAAAGAAAUAGAUUCGGAGUAGCGUUCUCAACUGCGAAAAUGGCAAUUAAUAUCGUGUUGGAAACUAAGAGCGAUAAUGAUAAUGAAGAUAGUUUAGAAGAGAAUAUAGCCGCAGGAAGUAACAAUAAUGAAAAUAAUCAAAGUGAUAGUGAAAUACUUUCCUUACAACAGCGUUUGAUAACCCAAACAACAAACUCUCAUGUUACGAAAAUUAGAGGAGCUCCUUGUAAAAGAAGGAUCAAAGGUGCUAUGGAAGGUAAAAAGGUGGGUGAAGUUGAUAGUGAAGAAGCAAAAGCAUAA